UCGUCUAAACUUGUUAAACUACAAAGAACUUUUUGUAUUACCAGAUUCAUCAUCCUACGGGGCCAGAUUUCGCUGUGAGGAAGCUAUGAAGUGUACAAUACCUGAGAUAUCUUGGCAUAACAGAGAACCGGUGUUAAGUGUCGACAUAAAUCCUGUUUCAAGUGAGAUUUAUAGGUUAGCAACAAGUGGAGGAGACAGUCAUGUAUUGAUAUGGCACGCUAGCUUAAGUGAAAAUGGAGCGGUUAAGCAAGAACUUGUCUCCGACUUAACGAGACAUCAGAGGGCAGUUAAUGUGGUGCGAUGGUCACCUUCGGGUCAAUACCUUGCCUCGGCUGAUGAUGACGCUAACAUAAUUAUUUGGCAACGAAAAACAGACAGCAUACCGCUCCUGGAAGGUGAUACUGGCGACAAGGAAAUUUGGAUUGUUUACAAAAUAUUAAGAGGCCACAAAGAAGAUAUAUAUGACUUAUGUUGGUCUGUCGAUGGCUUAAAACUACUAUCGGGAUCUAUAGACAAUACAGCGAUAUUGUGGGAUAUAACGAAAGGGAAAUUGGAUCAUAUACUUUCCGAUCACAAAGGAUUCGUUCAGGGUGUAGCUUGGGAUCCAAAAGAUCAAUUAAUCGCUACCAUCUGCACCGAUAGGAUUUGUCGAGUUAUUAACACGAACGGCAAACAAAUAAAGGCAAGGAUACACAAAGGUCGCUUGCCUGUGCCUUCCGAUCAUUAUUUAUUCAAUAAAGACGUGAAAUAUUUCCAUGAUGACACCUUCAAAUCGUUUUUUCGAAGACUGCAGUUCUCACCGGACGGAUCGUUGCUUGUGGUCCCCUCCGGACACAUAGAAUCGGAAGAUUGUAAGAAACCACUUAACGCAACAUUGAUUUUCACUUUAGACAAUUUAAACGAGCCCCGAGCCGUCCUCCCGUUGAAAAAACAAUGCAGUACGACGGUACGAUUCUGCCCCGUCCUGUUCGAGCUGUACGGAGACGGCCCUAAACCGAUAGUGGACCUUCCCUACCGCAUGAUAUUUGCCGUUGGCACCGACCACGAUGUCAUCCUCUACGACACCCAACAGACCGUCCCCUUCGCUAGGUUCCAAGAGAUCCACUACACCCGCCUCACGGAUUUGACUUGGUCGGGCGACGGAAGACUACUCGUCGCCUCCUCGACAGACGGAUUCUGCGCUCUCAUCACCUUCGAAGUGGACGAGCUCGGCGUGCCGUACGUCAAAGAGGACAGCGAAGCGGAAGAGAACCCCAUGGACGUCAGCGGGUGUGAGGAGCUGGAGAAAGAAGAGGUGGUCGGUACCGUCGAGAAGCCUAAGGAGAAGAAACGGCCGAGUUUCAUCGAACAAUGGGCGAUUAAAACUCCGAAACGAAUUAAACUCGGUGACGAAAACAAAAAAGCUGCCGUAACGGAAGGCAAAGAUGUGAUUGAACUCGUCGAGAACGAAGAGGACGUGAGGGAGUUGCCGAACGAGAUAAGGGAGGAGAUUAACAAAUUGAUACCUAGGCGGGCGAUUGCAAAGGUUGAAAAUAGUACAGGGAAGGACGAUGUAUCAGUCGCCAAACCGAUCGCUGUCAGACGGAAACCUAGAAUGGAAGAAGGCGGGAAAGAUGUGGCCAAACCCAUAGAGGUACGGAGAAAACCGAGGGACCCGAACGAUUUGAAAGAAAAUCGUCCCGUAAACAAUUAUAAGAUGGAAACUUCAACAGAACCAACUCACUUAGAAGUUAAGGGAAAUUGUGGGGUAGACAAACCCUCAAAAAAAGGAGUUAACGGAGAACACGAAGAAGUAAUAGAAAUUGAUGACGAUGACGAUUUAGAAAAUCGGCACAACAAAGCAACAAAAUCGCAGAAAACAGACACAAAAUUCACAGAAACUUCCAAAAUUAAAGUAUCGUCGUUGAUAAAAAAGAAAAUUACGCCGCCGAAAAACAAUUCCUUGCUGAAAUUUCUGAAGAGUACGGCACCGAAAGGUAAGAAACCCGCCACAAAGGCAGUUCCGAGUUGCGUCGAUGUAACUUUAGCCGAGGACGAGGCGAGGGAUGCCUGGAAGUGCGAGAAAGAACCGAAAACGGUUAACAACGAGAGCGCCACCAGCUCGAAAAGUGAGCCGAUGGAGGAAGACUGCACGGAAGACUUCUGCUUGCAAUUGGAAGACACGCGGGAAUCGGAAACAAAAAGCAAGAAGGACCCGGCGGAAGAACGCAAAAAAUCUCGAAACGGAGGAAGCAACGUUGAAGAUAACUCACCGAUAGUGAUCUCGGAUAAUAGCAACGAUUCGACAGACAAAGCUCCGAGUAAAGCGACGGAUGCGAAAAACGUAGAGCAGAAAGUACCCAGACGGGUCGCAUUGAUCACCUUGGAGAGCCCCAAAGGGAAGAAGAAGCAGAAGGUUUGAAUAGGCUCAUUUUCAUUGUUGCUGUGUAAAUUUUAUUUAUAAAACGACUGGUUAUAUAUCCAUUUACAAAUAUUUAUAGCGUUAUUUUUUUACGAUUCGUAUCUCGCUUAUAGU
Molecule: messenger RNA, 2515 nt
Organism: Anoplophora glabripennis (Asian longhorned beetle)
Lineage: Eukaryota; Metazoa; Arthropoda; Insecta; Coleoptera; Cerambycidae
Gene: Caf1-105
Product: chromatin assembly factor 1 subunit FAS2
Exons: 6
Coding region: 86-2401 (771 amino acids)
Biological process (GO): DNA replication-dependent chromatin assembly; nucleosome assembly
Cellular component (GO): CAF-1 complex; nucleus
Molecular function (GO): protein binding
Source: RefSeq, a predicted model, not a curated record